AUGGUACAAGAAGGAAUUGUUUUGGGUCACAUGAUUUCUAAGAAUGGUUUGGAGGUUGAUAAAGCAAAAAUCGAGGUAAUAUUGCAAUUGCCUGAACCAUCUUCGGUCAAAGGCAUUCGAAGUUUUUUGGGACAUGCGGGUUUUUACCGUAGAUUUAUUAAGGAUUUUUCAAAAAUUGCAAAACCCUUCUGUAAUUUGUUGAAUGUCGAUCAAACUUUUGAAUUUACCUGCGAUUGUAAGAAAGCUUUUGAAACCAUUAAAAAUGCUCUUGUCUCGGCACCUAUUGUCAUUGCCCCAGAUUGGACCAUGCCUUUUGAGGUUAUGUGUGAUGCAAGUGACUGGGCCGUAUGUGAUGUUUUGGGACAAAAGCGAAACAAGAUUUUUCACCCCAUCUACUACGCAAGUAAAACCUUGGUGGAGGCUUAG
Molecule: messenger RNA, 426 nt
Organism: Cynara cardunculus var. scolymus (artichoke)
Lineage: Eukaryota; Viridiplantae; Streptophyta; Magnoliopsida; Asterales; Asteraceae
Exons: 1
Coding region: 1-426 (141 amino acids)
Source: RefSeq, a predicted model, not a curated record